AUGUCUUACCGGCAGCCUUAUGAGCACCGUCCAAUCCAGACAAGCGCCGUGAUCGUGCUCGGUGCUCACAAAAGCCCGGCCAAUCCACCUCCGUCACCCCCGACUCCGAGCGUCUCCCCGGACGAUGGCCCUCUCUGCGAGCCACCCGACCCCUUCACGCUAGGCGAGCAGCAAGGGUCCCGACAAGCUGAAGCAAAGGCGAGGCGGCUAUCGCGUGCCCUACACGUCCUAUCAACAGAGGCUGCGGCGCUGGAGAAUUUGUCUCAACUAUAUGAGACAGACGGUGUUGCUCAGGACGGCUUCAACAGAGCCGUCGAGGCAAUCACGCGCCAGAGCGCUGCCAAUGGCAAGCUCGUCGUCAUCGGUGUCGGCAAGUCGGGGCACAUCGGAAAGAAGUUCGUGGCGACGCUGCAGAGCCUCGCCAUUCGCUCCGUCUUCUUGCAUCCGACCGAGGCUCUCCACGGCGACCUUGGAAUUGUCGGCCCCCAGGACACACUGCUCUUUAUCACCUAUUCCGGAAAGACUCAGGAACUCUUGCUUCUCCUGCCCCAUCUUGAUGAGUCCUUACCGACCAUUGUGCUCACCUCGCACACGCGACCAGAGACGUGCGAGUUUAUGAGGCACCGCCCCAACGCCAUUCUGCUGCCGGCCCCGAUUCCAGAGGCCGAAAAAGUCACCUUUGGCGUAUCGGCGCCGUCAACUUCGACGACAGUGGCUCUGGCCCUGGCCGACUCCCUGGCCAUAACCGUCGCAAAUGAGCUACACCAAAAUGUACCGGCCGAGUUUGCGAGAAACCACCCCGGCGGUGCCAUCGGCGCCGCCACGAGGGUGCCGCAGACACUCAAGCACCUGGCCGUGUCUUGGGAAGAAAUUUCUGGGUCGGCGGACUUGACCUUGGACAGUCUGGGAGUCGACCUCUUGCGGGCAGGAUUCGACUCCAAGACGGGCUGGGUGAGGGUUCAAAACGGCGUCGCCACGCCUAGCGGGAUCCGGCAACUGUCCAGCGCCGAGCUCGGGCAACCGCUACGGGAUCUGCCAGGAGUCGUGUUGGAAAGGCGCGGCAUGAUCGCCAUGUCCUCGGACACGCCCAUCCGGCAGGCGGGUGAGAUGCUGCGCGCGAUGCAACCGCAGGACGCAGACGCGGCAGAUGAAGAGGGGAGUUGCGGAUCACGCUCCGUCAUCGCGGUCACGGAAAGCGGCAGCAUCGUCGGCGUUUUGGAGGCGCAAUGCAUUUUGGAUUACCAAGCAGCAUGA
This is a messenger RNA of Purpureocillium lilacinum, 1254 nucleotides long. RefSeq lists its product as uncharacterized. The record is from RefSeq and is a predicted model, not a curated record. Gene Ontology annotation, molecular function: carbohydrate derivative binding. NCBI's taxonomy places the organism in Eukaryota, Fungi, Ascomycota, Sordariomycetes, Hypocreales, Ophiocordycipitaceae. Gene Ontology annotation, biological process: carbohydrate derivative metabolic process.